Molecule: messenger RNA, 951 nt
Organism: Asparagus officinalis (garden asparagus)
Lineage: Eukaryota; Viridiplantae; Streptophyta; Magnoliopsida; Asparagales; Asparagaceae
Exons: 4
Coding region: 111-833 (240 amino acids)
Cellular component (GO): chloroplast envelope
Source: RefSeq, a predicted model, not a curated record
AAUCCAAAACUUGAAUCUUGAUCGACUCUCUGACCUCCUCACUCUCAUCUCAACCCCGAAACAAACCCAAGAUCAAAAUCCCAAAAAAUCUCUCUUCCUCAUCCUCAGCCAUGAUCCUCCUCCCACCUUCAAUCACCACCACUACAAGCUCAAUCUCAACUUCUCGCUACACUAACAGCAACAAGCUCAAAACCUUAUUCCUCCCUUCAUUUCUCCCCAUUUCCUCCAUCAAAUUGACCCAUUUGAGACCAGCGAGCAAUGGGAGGAGAUUUGGGUUGAGCCCAUGUUGCUCUUUGUUGGAGGCCCCUGUGCUUUGGGCUGGGAGGCUCUGCAUCUUCUAUGCUCUACUCAAGGCUGGGCUUGCUGGGUCUCCAUCAAAUCCUAUCAUCUCUUCUGAGCUGGGAGGUGAUGGUGAUGAUUUAGGUUUUUCCAAGUGGUUUGAGAGCUUCCAAGGGGCUUCAGGUGAGAAAGAAGCCAGUGAUAGAAGGAAAUUAGUGAAGAACUGGCAUCCCACAACAAAAGGUACACUUAAGCGGAGUUAUAGAGUGCCUUCAAAAGCUCAGGGGCGAAAACUUCUUAAAGCCAUUGCUGCUUUGCUCUCUGAUGACGAUCAUUUCGUGGACGUUACUUCUCAUAAGGGUUGUCAAAUACGGAGGGAAAAUGCUCAUGGAGAGAGUGUAUGCUGCAACAAUGUGAGAGCUCUCUUUGAUGAGCUCCCAACUCCACACUUGGUCGUCGAGAUAACUCCUUUCCCUGCUGGACCUCUCACAGAGAAGGACUACGUGAAGGCGGAAAAGCUUGAGAAGGUGCUCAGAUCUGGAUCUUCAAUUUGAGCCUUAUUUUCUUUGCAUGUUUUCCUUUGUAUACCUUUUGUUGCGCGUGUGUGUAUAUGUAUAUAGUGAACAGUAGCUACUAAUCAUCUUUAAUGACUAUUUAACUGUUUAGACUUAU